AUGGAUUCUCUCGAAGAUUAUGGUGACUCCUCAUUAAUCGAGCUCUAUAAUCAAGAGAAAGAGCUCACUGAAAGAAUGCGCUCUGAGCUUUUCCAUCUACAGCAGGAAGUUGAAACAAAAGAAAGAGAAAGAGAAAAGAUAGAAGAGGGAGAGCUCAAUGAAAUCAAUAAAAGACUCGUUCGUUUGAAAUGUGAAAAUCAUAUUUUGCAAUUAAGAGCAAAACAUGAAGAAAAAACAAACGACGCAAUCUUAUCAAAGAAUCUUUCAGUUAUUAAACGAGAAAGAAACAUAUUAAGCGAAUAUUCGCAAGAUAUGGAAAAGUUUUCCAGGAUACAACGUGAAACAAUUUUAGAUUCUAUUAACCAACUCGUUCAAAAAUGCCAAAAACUGAUGUCAGAAAACGCUUUAACAGAUGAAGUUAUUAAAGAAACUACUGAAUCUCUGACAAAGUACUUCAAAAAUCAUCAGGAAUCGAUGAAUGACGAAGCAAAGAAAAUCGAUCAAAAAAUUGAACAAGAAACGAAAGAAAACAUAGAAUUACAAAAAUCUAUAGAACUAGUUAGCGCUGGAAUCAACACUAACCGUAGAAGAACUAGCAUUGGAGUUGACACCCAAUUUGGCGGAUCUAACUUAAAUGCUAUAAGAAGACAUAGCGAAAUAAUGCCGAUCUCAUUGAGAUUACGGCAAAAUCAAGUUCAUCUUAGAAAAUAA
Molecule: messenger RNA, 711 nt
Organism: Trichomonas vaginalis G3
Lineage: Eukaryota; Parabasalia; Trichomonadida; Trichomonadidae
Exons: 1
Coding region: 1-711 (236 amino acids)
Source: RefSeq, a predicted model, not a curated record